AUGGUCAAUGGAGCUCGCGAUCGGCAAUUUCAUCCUUGUCCAGGUCUAAGGGGAGCUAGAAAUAAGAAACGACUAGCUCAGACAACUCCAGACGAAUGGACUGAAGAUCCAUAUUUUGUACGUCACUUGUUGGCUCUCGCGCAGCUUCAAGAGCGCAACCUCAAUCCAUCAAAACCAAUCACUUACACCUCGCGUCUUCUCGUUACCAAUGUAUCAGAACGGGAAUGUAUCAUAUUAUAUGAAGCCAAAAUUACUACUGAGCUCCUAAAUGGGUUGAGAAAUUGGAUGGAUGCAACAAUCCCCGUUCAAUGGCCCAUAAUUCAGCCGAAAAGAAUAUCAUAUAAGCCAUAUGAUACAUUUGCUAGCCGACUCAAAGCUGAUAUAGGGGAAAUGGAAAUCAGCCCUUGUCACUGUCUUUCAAAUACAUCAGAUAAUGUGGAUGAUGUUGAUGAGCACAGUACGAAACGCUCAUACAAAUCAGAAGAUAGAGGGUCAUCUAAGAUGAGAAAGAUUUGA
Messenger RNA from Penicillium vulpinum, 516 nucleotides. RefSeq lists its product as uncharacterized. Lineage: Eukaryota; Fungi; Ascomycota; Eurotiomycetes; Eurotiales; Aspergillaceae. The coding region runs from base 1 to 516 and encodes 171 amino acids. The record is from RefSeq and is a predicted model, not a curated record. The transcript is spliced from 3 exons.